AUGUCGAGUAACUAUAUAGGUCGUAGAUCAUCUACGAAUCCUGUAAGAAUAUCUACGUUUGAUAAAGAAGAUAAAAGUUUAAUACGGACAGAAUCGAGGAAGACACAAACAUUAAAACCAAAAGCUUCUAUUUCCACAGUUGAUAAUUCUCAUAUACCAAGACCGAGACUUCGAGCCUCUUCAUGUGAUAGAACGAGCAUUAAGGGGCCAAUAUUAAAAGCAACAGGUAAAACUCCACUUCGUCAUGCACCUACAACUCCAAAUACACCAAUAGCAAAUUCUAGCAAAUCCACUUUUUAUGCAAUUGGAACUUCUAAUAAAAUUCAUACAGGACUUCCAACAGGUCGUAGAUCUUUAUCAGCUGACCGUGCUAGCAAUGUCGGUCUAAAAGGUCCUAGAAAAGAUACAAGACCGUUAACAGAUAAGACAUAUCAGUCUUAUAUGCUUAGUAAAAUUGAUAAUUUUUUUGCUAUAAAUCAUUGUUCUUCAAUGCUUAAUAGUAAUGGUAGCUUUAAACCAGUUACUUUGAAAAUGUUUGUGGAAAUAUCUGCAUAUUUAGUAAAAAUAUUGGACAUUAAACAAGUUCUUACAAUUGCCAAUUAUGUGGAGGAACUGCCAAAAAUUGCAAAGAAACUCCAUUAUCCAGGGAUAAUUACUAAAUCUUGGUUAAAAACUGCUAAUGCUAUGCAUUCUUGGCCUAAUGUUUUGGGUUGGAUAUGCUGGUUAAUAGAAAUUUGUGAAAUAAGGGAUAUAGCUUCUGAAAAAUAUAAUUUAGAAAACCUACCAUUUAUAGGAAAUGAAAGAGAAUCCACAAUUAAUAGGAAUGCUUUCUUUUCAAUGCUGAAUUUUUAUAAUGCUUGGAAUGAUGAGAAAUUGGAUGAGGAAGCAUCAAUGGUUGAAAAAUAUUUACAGGAAAUUGAAGAGCAAGAAGGUGUAAAUGAGGAUGAUUUAAAUAAUGCACGUUCUGAGUUAGAAGAAGAAAUGCUUAAACUGCAGUCAGCUGAAAAAAAUUCAAAUAACAUAGAUGAAGAAGUAAAACAUUUUCAGGAAGUAUUCACAUCCUUGCAGAAUGAUGAAGCAAAGCAAUUGAGUGACAUCAUUGCCAAAGAGGAAUACAUAAAAACAAUCAAUUUUGAAACAGAUCAAAUAAAUGUUGAAUGUAACGUUUUGUGUGAACAAAUUUGUUUACAAAAUACACAACAUGAUAAAUUACUUUCUACCAUAAAACAACAGCCAAUGUCUAAGACAGAAAGAGAUAAAAUAUUAGAAAAAUGUACAGAGAUUCAAAAUUACAUGCAUCAGUUUGAUGAACAUUUACAAGAAAUACAGAAAGAACUAUACACUAUGGAUAUUAAAUUAGCAUCUAUUAACAAUAAUUUAACUAAAGCAGUCCUAACAUAUAAUAAAGAAAUAUUUAUGCAUCUUAGUGGUGAUAUAGGUGUAAAUCUAGAAGAGUUAAAAAUGCCAGAAAAAGGUAUAUUACAACCUGAAAUUAUGGAAAUAUUAAAUAUUAAAGCUAAUUUAAUGACUAAUUUGAAAGAAUUAUUGAAGUCACAAAUUAUUGAAAAGGAACGUUCAUUAGAAUUAAAUUCUAAUAAAUUAGAGAAUCUUCAUGAGAGAAUGAAAAUUCUAGAAGAUGAAAAUAAUGAUAUAGCUCAUAAGAUUAUAGAAAAGAAAAGCCUUAUGAGUAAAGUUAAAAUUGAUGCUAAACAAGAAGAAGCAAAGUUAAAGGAACAAAUAAAGAAUUUACAAAAUGAUAUUAAAGCUAUUCAAGAUUCAAUGCCAAGUAUACAAGUUGCAACAGAAUUAGAAGAAACAGCAGAUAAAUUAGCUGCGGUUCAAAGAAGAAAAACAUACAUUGAGGAGUCUGCAAAACUAUUUUUUGAGAAGUUUUAUGAGAUUUUAGGAGAACACAGAAAUGAACUUCAUAAUAUAUUAAUGAAACUUAAUAAAUGA
This is a messenger RNA of Eufriesea mexicana, 1956 nucleotides long. It is a transcript of the gene Ndc80, whose product is annotated as kinetochore protein Ndc80. Gene Ontology annotation, biological process: attachment of mitotic spindle microtubules to kinetochore. The record is from RefSeq and is a predicted model, not a curated record. Bases 1 to 1956 code for a protein of 651 amino acids. Gene Ontology annotation, cellular component: Ndc80 complex. NCBI's taxonomy places the organism in Eukaryota, Metazoa, Arthropoda, Insecta, Hymenoptera, Apidae. The transcript is spliced from 2 exons.